Molecule: messenger RNA, 942 nt
Organism: Gambusia affinis (western mosquitofish)
Lineage: Eukaryota; Metazoa; Chordata; Actinopteri; Cyprinodontiformes; Poeciliidae
Product: odorant receptor 131-2-like
Exons: 2
Coding region: 1-942 (313 amino acids)
Biological process (GO): G protein-coupled receptor signaling pathway
Cellular component (GO): membrane
Molecular function (GO): G protein-coupled receptor activity
Source: RefSeq, a predicted model, not a curated record
AUGAAUUCCUCAUCUUUCAGCAACAUGUCAAGCAGCUUGACUUAUAGAGACUCUCUCAGCACUGCAGUGACCAAAAAUGUUCUCAUAGUGGCUCUUGGCAUCACCAUCAACUACAUUAAUGGAACACUGAUUCACACCUUCAGAAAACAUGAAACAUUUUACAUGAAUCCUCGUUACAUCCUGUUCAUCCAUCUGGUGGUGAACGAUAUGAUCCAGCUGACUAUAUCCAUCAGCUUGUUUGUUUUCAGUUACAUCUUCUACAGAAUUAGUACUUCUUUCUGUUGCUUCAUUGUUAUCUUUGCUGUUUUGACCACUGUGAACUCUCCUUUAAAUUUAGCUCUGAUGGCGGUGGAAUGCUAUAUAGCUGUUUGUUUCCCACUGCGACAUGCUGAACUGUGCACCAUCAAAAGGACAUAUUUUCUCAUUGGCUGUAUUUGGGGUUUAAGCGCAGCAACGGUUUUGCCAGACAUCUUUCUUAUCCUCGCCACAGAGCCUCUGUGGUUGUUUAACUCUACAGUAUUUUGUGACAGAGACAUCGUUUUCCAACACCCAAUAAGCAUAAAAAAAAGAGAUGUUUCUUAUAUAAUUUUUUUAUCUGGAGUUUGGCUUACACUUUUAUUUACAUACCUCAGGAUCUUUUGUGCUGCUCAUGCUGCCAACUCAGCUGAGGGAAUGGUAAAGGCCAGGAAUACUAUCCUGAUUCAUGGUUUUCAGCUACUUUUGUGUAUGCUAACAUAUGUAACUCCUUUAGCAAAAAUGUUGCUGGUGUUUCUGCCUACUGCACAAUAUGUACAAGUAAAUUUUUUUUGGUACAUAUUGAUCCAUAUUCUGCCCAGAUGUGUGAGUCCUAUUGUGUACGGGGUACGAGACAGCACAUUUAGACAAUACUUGAAAAAGUAUCUUUUGUGCAGCAUCGGGGAAGCCAACAAACUACAUCCGUAA